Oncorhynchus mykiss (rainbow trout) is the source of this 2020-nucleotide messenger RNA. NCBI's taxonomy places the organism in Eukaryota, Metazoa, Chordata, Actinopteri, Salmoniformes, Salmonidae. The record is from RefSeq and is a predicted model, not a curated record.
AGGUUGAAUAUUUUCUUAAUGAAAACUAAAACUAAUUUCAGCCCAGCGUCCCACAUAGUUCUUGACUUGAUUUCUCUCGUAAAUUAUUUGAUUUCUCUAGAGAAAAGGCACGUUGGGCUCACAAAAAACCCCAGAACUAAAUGGAAUUCAAGUGAUUGAACAGAACUCGGUCAAUUAGUUGUUUAAUAAACCGACAAAAGAUAAAUGUCGGUUAAUCGCUAAGCAUUAUUAAACAAAGUUGUAUCAGUUAAAAUGUAAUGUUUUAAACACGUUGCCAUUCCAAACUGAAAAAUCGGUGACGUGUUUGUCACAAGCUACACAUAUAUACAUCAUCGAUUUUUCUAUGUUCUAAAGUGGAGUAAAGUCUUCGGUUCCUUCAAACUUCAUCCAUCCACUUAUUUUUUUAUAGACCCAACUGAGCUAAACGUUUUUUCAACAGAAUCGACAUAAUUAAUACACCCCAGCUUUCAGACUAAAGUUCAAACUUCAAGCCAUAUAUUGACAGUUGCUGAGGGAGGAGGGUGAAGGUCCUGUACAGACGGGGGAUGACUACCCAGUUCCCAUCCCUCUCUCCGGUGCAGAAGAAGGAACUCUCUGACAUAGCCCAGAGGAUCGUGGCUCCAGGGAAGGGCAUUCUGGCAGCAGAUGAGUCCACAGGCACCAUGAGUAACCGCCUGCAGAAGAUUAACGUAGAGAACACUGAGGAGAACCGUAGGACUUUCCGCGACCUCCUGUUCUCUGCAGUUGACCCGAACUGCAUUGGUGGAAUCAUCUUUUUUCACGAGACACUGUAUCAGAAGUCUGACAAGGGUGUCCUCUUCCCCCAGGUCAUCAAGGACAAGGGCAUUGUGGUCGGCAUCAAGGUGGACAAUGGCACAGCUGGUCUGAAUGGAACAGAUGGAGAGAUGACCACACAGGGUCUUGAUGGACUCUCGGGGCGUUGUGCUCAGUACAAGAAGGACGGUUGUGACUUCGCCAAGUGGAGGUGUGUGCUCAAGAUUUCAGACGCCUGCCCCUCAGCCCUCGCCAUUGCAGAGAACGCUAACGUACUUGCCAGAUACGCCAGUAUCUGCCAACAGAAUGGCCUGGUGCCCAUUGUGGAGCCAGAGAUUCUGCCUGAUGGAGACCAUGACCUGCUGUGCACUCAGUACGUCACCGAGAAGGUUCUGGCUGCCACGUACAAGGCCCUGAACGAUCACCAUGUCUACUUGGAGGGCACCCUGCUGAAGCCUAACAUGGUCACCGCCGGACACUCCUGCCCCAAGAAGUUCACCCCCCAGGAGGUCGGCAUGGCCACCGUCACUGCCCUGAGGCGCACUGUCCCUGCCGCCGUGCCUGGCAUCACCUUCCUGUCUGGAGGCCAGAGCGAGGAAGAGGCCACUCAGAACCUGAACGCCAUGAACCAGACGGCCCUGCACCGGCCCUGGAAGCUCUCCUUCUCCUACGGCCGUGCACUCCAGGCCUCCGCCCUCGCCGCCUGGAAAGGCAAGGCCGCCAACAAGAAAGCGGCACAGGAUGCCUUCACCUCCAGAGCCAAGAGCAAUGGCCUUGCCUCCAAGGGAGAGUACACAGUGGUGAUCAGCGCUGACCAGGCCUCCAUGCAGUCCCUGCACACAGCUAACUACGUCUACUAACUAGACCACAUGUCAGACAAGGACCAAAGAAUGCAGAAAAUGUCACCUGUACACGUCCCGUCCCUUCUCAUUCCUGCAAUGACAACAUUCCCCUAUGACCAAUCCAGUUGUACGAGUUAUUAUUUUACUACUAAUAAACAGAUUGAGUAAAUUAAAUAAAUGUGAAAUGUUUAAACUUGGGCCUCCAGAGUGGCGAUGCUAGAGGCGUCACAACAGACCCUGGUUUGAGUCCAGGCUGUAUCACAAUCGGCUGUGAUUGGGAGUCUCAUAGUGCGACGCACAAUUGGUCCAGCACCGUUUGGGUUUGGCUGGGGUAGACCGUCAUUGUAGAUAAGAUUUUGUUCUUAACUGACUUGCCUACUUAAAUAAAGGUUUUUAAAAAACUA